Molecule: messenger RNA, 3270 nt
Organism: Aspergillus tanneri
Lineage: Eukaryota; Fungi; Ascomycota; Eurotiomycetes; Eurotiales; Aspergillaceae
Gene: CDC5
Product: CDC5/polo family serine/threonine-protein kinase
Exons: 5
Coding region: 1-3270 (1089 amino acids)
Biological process (GO): mitotic cell cycle; regulation of cytokinesis; protein phosphorylation
Cellular component (GO): spindle pole; spindle pole body; nucleus
Molecular function (GO): ATP binding; protein kinase activity; protein binding
Source: RefSeq, a predicted model, not a curated record
AUGGAGCGGAAAGUACUGGACCGAAACGCUGUAGCGGCACACGCAGCACAAAAAACUGCAUUGUCAAAAAACCAUGCGCCACCACCACCUUCCCUGGUUGUCGAACCGCGAGAGCACGGUGAACGAUAUUCAACUGGUGCCUUUUUAGGGAAAGGGGGCUUUGCUAUUUGUUAUGAAGGGACCCUGCACCGGAAUGGCAGAGUAUUUGCAAUGAAGGUGGUCAGAUCCGAAAUGACACAGAAAAAGAUGCAGGAAAAGUUUCGCACCGAACUUCAGAUUCACUCCAAGAUGCGGCAUCCUCACAUUGUCUGUUUUCAUCGCGCAUUCGCUUUCGAGAAGAGCACAUACGUGAUACUAGAAUUGUGCCCCAAUGGAUCGGUAAUGGAUAUGGUUAGAAGGCGAAAAACUUUGAGCUUGCCGGAGGUCAGGCGCUUUAUGAUCCAGCUUUGCGGUGCAGUAAAAUAUCUACAUAGGCGAAAUGUUGCCCAUAGAGAUCUGAAAAUGGGAAACCUCUUCCUCGACCACAACAUGGAUAUCAAAGUGGGGGAUUUCGGACUAGCAGCAAUGAUAAUAUCAGAACGUGAUGAGAAACGGAGAAGGACCCUCUGUGGAACACCCAACUAUAUUGCACCAGAAGUUUUGGAUAAGAGCAAAGGAGGACACACGCAGAAAGUCGACAUCUGGUCGCUAGGGGUUAUCUGCUUUGCGAUGCUUAGCGGCUAUCCACCAUUUCAGUCAAAGACCCAGGAAGAAAUAUACAAAAAAGUGAGGAACCUCACAUAUGUCUGGCCGAAAGGCCCGGAGUGUGCCAACCAUAUCCCGGAUGAAGCGAAGUCCUUGGUCAGCUCGUGUUUGAACCUUGCAGAGAACGAAAGACCUGAUCCCGAUGAUAUUGUCGAACACCCCUUCUUUAACGAACCGCGCGGUGAUCGCAUGGUUGUUGGCCACGGCUUGGACUACGACGAGAAACUUUCUAGCUACAUAGAUAACAUCGAUGAUCACAGCCAGCGGUACCAUAUAUGCAAAGCGGCGUUUUACAGCCUCUGUGGAGUCGGGAGAAAACCAGACGGCACAGCUCGAAAACCUGCCGGCAAGCAUUGCUCUAAAUCGGCAUAUGCGGAAUGCCUGGUAGAAGAAGAGAAGGGGCUUGAACCAACCAUCCCUUUACCAGAGGAUAUUGUCUACAGCUACCCCCAUGAUCCUGAAGGAGAUUGGAGCAAUCCAGAGACGAUGUUAACGAAGCGGAGAGACUGCUCCUCGCUAGAAAGUAGUGUGAUUUCCUCGAAGAGCGCUACAUCAGCUCGCAUGAUAUCGCAGUCGCGGACACAGGCUGCCUUGGCUGCGGCACAACAACGUCGACAAGAGUCACAGAGUCAUGCGGCUACCCUUCGACAACAGGCUUUGACAGGCAGAGGCUCUGUGAAGAAGAUUCCAGCUCUUUAUGAUCCACCUGGUUCUCUGCCGCGGCCUCUCCCGGAAGCCGGAGAUAUGGAUGAUGACGCAGCCCUUGCAUCUGGCGUACCAACUGGCGGACUUGGGGAACGCCCAAUUCGGACGCGACGUGGAGUAGCGGCUUCAUACACAGACUCCAUGCGUGGCUUGGACAAAAACUCAGCGCCACAGAUAUGCCGAACAAGUAGUGAGGGUGCUAUUCUGACAGUUGGAAAGACACGCUCCCAAUCUCGACGCCUGGAGGCCGCAGCAAUGGGACCUUCUGCUUCAAAUGAGCGAUCCACAUCCACGAACAUAGUGAGCGCUUCAACCCGAUCUCGACCUACUUCACUCCGGGUUGUACCCAAAACCGAGACGAGUGAAACCCAUAAGCCUGCUGAAGGACUCAUGCAGAAACCAAGAAAUGGGCCAACAGAAGCGAGUCAUCGCACACAGACUGAAGCUCGACCUCCGGCCAUGAGUCGAUCAGAAAGCAAGACGUCCGUGUCGUCUGGCAGUAAACCUCGGUCAUCUCUAGGAUUGAACCCCCUUUUCCAUCGUGAUGACCCGUGCGAAUCACUGCCAGGAACAUCAAUUGCCGACGCCAAUGCGGACUUCCGACACAUGUUUUCGAAUUUGGUACCACAUUCACCUGUCCGGCGACGAGCAGUGGCGAGGAGAGCACCACAUGCUUACGUUAUCAAAUGGGUCGACUAUACCAAUCGAUACGGCAUUGGCUAUGUGCUCGACGAUGGCAGUGUCGGGUGCGUGUUUAGGGCAGAAAAUGGCCAGCCAGCCAGCGGAGUCGUUGUGCGAGAUGGGGAAAAGCACAUACGUCGGAAGGCCCAUUGCCACGAAAACCAAGGAGGCUCGUUCUCCUACUCAGAGGCCGACCAACUUGUACCUCGCCAUGGAAAACCGGUAGAGUUCUACGAAAAUUGCAAUAAUGAGACUUUGGAUCUCCAUGGCGAGAUCCGACGAGCAUUUGUUUCUCCUUCAUUGUUCGAGGUUAAGGCAUCCGCUAGUGGUUCUUGCAGCGUAGGCGUCAAGGUCCGCACCAAUUCUGGCAUUGAAUGUGCGCGUGCCGAUGCCGAAAAAAUCAAACGGGUCAAGCUGGUCGACCAGUUUGGGAAGUAUAUGAUUGGAUCUCUGGGCCGACAUGGUGACGAGGCGCUUCUGGAAGAGGGACCGGGGAAGGAGCACCAUGGACAAUUUAUGAAGUUUUACCAGCGCCUGGGUAACGUAGGUGUUUGGGGGUUUGGAGAUGGCGCCCUGCAGUUCAACUUCCCCGACCACACCAAGCUCGUUAUAUCGCCGGGUCGCACCAGAAGCUCGUCCCCUUGGGUUGAUUUUUAUCACCUUUCCCCGUCGGCUGCUCGCUACUUGAGCGCUAAAGGAAAAAUGCAUCCGUCUGGAUUCGACACUCGGACGGUCACUUCCGACGAGGUGGGAACCUUCCUCAGCAUUGCGUAUGGGAGCACCAGUAGCUCUACGGAUGAGCGAGUCCGGGAGAUUCUGGAGGCCAAUUCAUUUCUCCAGAAAAUUGGAUUCAUCAAGGACGUCCUUAAAGGAUGGAUUAAGCAAGGGCGGAUUGGCGGCCGUCCGUCCCAGGACGGAUCCGCAGGGGCUGAGGGAGCCCUUAAGUCGCUUGAGAUGUUCUGGGAGGGUGCUCAGGAGCGAGCACACGGCGGCAAGUUUGUUUGGGUGACGGUUGGGGCACCCGGAGGAGACGGCGAGUACCGAUCAAUCUCGCUGAAGGACAAAAAGACGGACACCCUGUAUGACCAGGAGAUGGAGCAUUUGAGGGAGCGGUUGCGGGUGCUGGGGGCACCAUCGUAG